This is a messenger RNA of Talaromyces proteolyticus, 1616 nucleotides long. RefSeq lists its product as uncharacterized. Lineage: Eukaryota; Fungi; Ascomycota; Eurotiomycetes; Eurotiales; Trichocomaceae. The coding region runs from base 32 to 1519 and encodes 495 amino acids. Gene Ontology annotation, molecular function: DNA-binding transcription factor activity. The record is from RefSeq and is a predicted model, not a curated record. The transcript has 3 exons. Gene Ontology annotation, biological process: regulation of DNA-templated transcription.
GUCGCAUCCACUAAGAGGGCAAGUCUCGACUAUGAUAAGACUCAAUCAAAAGAGCCAGAAACGCGAUCCUGAGGACCUAGAAAGAAAAAGAACUCGCAAUCGUUUGUCACAACGUGCUUACCGUCGCAGACAUGCCGAGUAUGUGAGAGGACUCCAGAAAUGUGUCGAGGGGGCCGACACUACCGAAAGUGAAGGGUUAAAGCAGAUGCGGAGCGAAAAUCAGUAUCUACGAAAGGAACUAGUUGAGCUUCAGUCAAAGUUGACUAGGCUCACUGAGACAUUAAAAGCAUUGGCUGGCUCAGUAUCAAACGCAUUGGACAAAUGUUCCGUUGAGGGGUCAAGUAAUGAGGCUGCUGAGGUUGUGCCACCUAGUGAGCCAGGUGGAAGUGAACCACAAGAUCGGAUUUUCAAUCCUGAACUCGGCGGCUCAGCUGUAUACUCCGUUACUGCGGAUGAUCCUUUGAUGCCAGUAAUCGAGUCUUCUACGACCAUCAGUCAUCCCUCCUUGUCUUCUCAGGUAGCUGGCUGUCUUGAAGUAUCCUGUGACACUUUUGGCUGGGAUGCAACUUCAGACGUUUCGAGUUGUCUGCUACUACCUCAGAUCCCGAAUAUCUGGAACCAUGAGUACCAGAUGGGCUUGCAGCCAUACAUGAGGGCGUUAUCUGAAUGUGAACGUUCAAGUCUUAAACUUGGCAAAGCUUGGGUUGAGACAAACUCUCCAUUUUCGGAUCAUAUAUCUACUCUCAGCCACCUGUUAAGGGCAAAGCUAGGGAGGAUCGGGCCGCAAUUGGAACAUUAUGAAAUGCUUUAUCGACAAGUGCUGGCAGUACUAGGGCUUUUUAACAGUCUCACACGACCAGCAGCCAUGGCAUGGUAUGCGAAAACACGAUUUUACCAUAUCGUCGACUUGACUACUUGGCAAUUGCACCCUUGUCCCGAGUUAUUAAAUAGAGUUGAAAAGCAAUAUCGACCAACAGUGUUGCAGCUGCAGCACCAGCAUCCUGGGAUCAUUGACUGGAUACCCUUUCCAGCUCUGAGGGAUCGGUUGAUUUGCCUGCACUCUGCAAACCCUCAGAUAGAUCAAAUUUUCUGUGACGUAGUCAGCAGUUAUGUCGUUGAAGCCUGCAUGGCAGAUUUGGUCUUAGGCGCCCCCGCAACAAGAGUCUACCUACGCGUUACUGAUGUUGCUAUGGGCGCCGCUGACGCGGAAAAUAAAGACAUCGACCCGGCUGCUGUACUUCCGGCUCCAGAUGUUUCAAGCUUAUUCUCACUUGGUGAAUGUGCCCAAGCAGUUUUCAAGCUGCUCAAAAUGAACCAUGGAGUUUCGCACUACAAACUCGACCCUUCAUUUUUCGGCACCUAUCCAGAGCUCUUCGACCCGGAAAAUGAUAUUGUGGCACAGGGGUUUCCUCUAAAACCAAAUAGCCAGAUUAUUUUGCCCUCACCGAGCCGUCUAAAUGAUUUGACAUUUCAGAUAUAUCGAAGCUUUCUAGAAUUCCACGCCCUUGCACCUCUUUAACUAUUACCUGGAUCAAUAUGCCUAAUAUGGUUUAUUAUGCAAAGACCCUAAUAUUAUACAAUUAAAAAGAAAGAAAAAACAAGUCUCUAAAAGUGUA